This is a messenger RNA of Meleagris gallopavo (turkey), 2931 nucleotides long. It is a transcript of the gene PDE1B, whose product is annotated as phosphodiesterase 1B. Gene Ontology annotation, biological process: signal transduction. NCBI's taxonomy places the organism in Eukaryota, Metazoa, Chordata, Aves, Galliformes, Phasianidae. Gene Ontology annotation, molecular function: 3',5'-cyclic-nucleotide phosphodiesterase activity. The record is from RefSeq and is a predicted model, not a curated record.
CACCGCCCCAUCCUCACCACGACAGACACACGGACACACAGACAGACGGCCGGGGGCUGCGCGUGUGACAGACGGGGAGGUUUCACCAUCUGGGGGGCUGGGGAGGUGCCACGGCUUUGUGCACGCACACGCGUGUGCUGCGUUGGAUAAGCACGCCGUGCGUGUGCACCGGGGUGAAUAAUUAAUUGCAUGUGUGCACACGAGUGGUGAGUGGGUGUGCAUCAUACGUGUGAGUUUGGGCGUGCAUGUGCCCACACACGCCUGUUUGCACGCCCAUGGGUGCAGGAUGCUGAGCCCUGGGGAGGGGGGUGUUGAGGUUUUGGGGGUGCAGAGGUGCAGGGGGUGGAGGUGCAGAGCUCCGUGUGCUGGGGCUGCGGGCUGUGGGGAAUGCAGAGAGCUCAGGGGUGCAGAGUUUUGGGGUGCAGGGUUUGGAGGGAUACAGACUUUAAGGGUGCAGAUUUUGGGGCGGCAGGAUUUUGAGGGGUGCAGGGUUUGAGGGUUCAGGAUUUUGGGGGGUGCGGUGUUUGGGGGUGGAAGAUUUGAGGGGUGCAGGGUUUUAGGGGUGCAGGGUUUGAGGCUGCGGAGUCUUAGGGGUGCAGAGUUUUAGAGGUGCUGGCUUUUAGGCGUGCAGGGAGUUGGGCUGCAGAGUUUUAGGGGUUCAAGUUUUGAGGGGUGCAAAGUUUUAGGGAUGUGGGGUUUGGAGGUGCGGGGUUUUGGGGACGCAGGGUGCUCCAGCUCAGCCUUCACCCCCAGUACUCAGCACUGGGUGCCCCCAGGACCCCCCCUCCUAUCCCCCCAUCUCGUCCCAUCCACGCCCCCUCUCACUGCCCCACUCGGUGCAGUGCUGGGGGUCACAGCGGGGUUCCAGCUGCCCCCCACCCCACUCAGGCUCCGCUACAUGGUGAAGCAGCUGGAAACGGGAGAGGUGAACGUGGAGGAGCUGAAGAGGAACCUGGAGUACACAGCAUCGCUGCUGGAGGCCGUCUACAUCGAUGAGACCAGGCAGAUGCUGGACACGGAGGAUGAGCUGCGGGAGAUGCGCUCGGACGCGGUGCCCUCGGAGGUGCGGGACUGGCUGGCUGCCACCUUCACCCAGCAGGCGCGUGCCAAGGGGCGGCGGGCGGAGGAGAAACCCAAAUUCCGCAGCAUUGUGCACGCAGUGCAGGCCGGCAUCUUCGUGGAGAGGAUGUUCCGCCGGACGUACACAGCCGUGGGGCCCAGCUACUCCACCUCUGUCCUCAACUGCCUGAAGAGCCUCGACCUGUGGUGCUUCGACGUCUUCGCUCUGAACCGCGUGACGGAGGAGCACUCGCUGCGCACCAUCGUCUACGAGCUCUUCACCCGACACAACCUCAACAGUCGCUUCAAGAUCCCCGCCGUGUUCCUCACCACGCUGCUGGACGCGCUGGAGGUUGGCUACGGGAAGUACCGCAACCCCUACCACAACCAGGCGCACGCUGCUGAUGUCACCCAGACUGUCCACUGCUUCCUGCUCCGCACUGGCAUGCUGCACUACCUGACGGAGAUUGAGGUCCUGGCCAUCAUCUUUGCUGCCGCCAUCCACGACUACGAGCACACGGGCACCACCAACAGCUUCCACAUCCAGACCAAGUCAGACUGUGCCAUCCUCUACAACGACCGCUCGGUGCUGGAGAACCACCACAUCAGCGCCGUCUUCCGCAUGAUGCAGGACGAUGAGAUGAACAUCUUCGUCAACCUCACCAAGGAUGAAUUCGUGGAGCUGCGGGCUCUGGUCAUCGAGAUGGUCCUGGCCACCGACAUGUCCUGCCACUUCCAGCAGGUGAAGUCCAUGAAGACGGCGCUGCAGCAGCUGGAGCGGAUUGACAAAUCCAAAGUGCUGUCGCUGCUGCUGCACGCGGCCGACAUCAGCCACCCCACCAAGCAGUGGGCGGUGCACAGCCGCUGGACCAAAGCGCUGAUGGAGGAGUUCUUCAGGCAGGGUGACAAGGAGGCUGAGCUGGGGCUGCCCUUCUCGCCCCUCUGCGACCGCACCUCCACGCUGGUGGCCCAGUCCCAGAUUGGUUUCAUUGACUUCAUCGUGGAGCCCACCUUCUCUGUGCUGACCGACGUGGCCGAGAAGAUGGUGCUGCCCCAAAACGAGGAUGGCUCCAAAGCCAAGGGCAACCCGGCGGGCGGCCAGCAGGCCAGCUCACAGUGGCGACAGACAUCCCUGGAUGAGCACCUGGAGCUUGGGGACAUCAAGGCUGACCUGGCCAGCUUCCGCUCCACCUGGACCAAAUACAUCCAGGAGAACAAGCAGAAGUGGAAGGAGAGGGCGGCCAGCGGCAUCACCAACCAAGUGUCCAUCGAGGAGCUGUCACCCUACGAGGAGGAGCCCCCGGUGCCCCCCACCCAGCACAAGCACAAUGGCGAGGUGGAAUAGCACAUGGCGAGGUCUUCAUCCAACCCAGUGAUGCCGUUCAGUCCAAAGUCUUUGAUGCCAUCGACUUCAGCACCAUUCGCAGGGAAGGAGCCGCCGGGGUCUGUGCCAAGAGCAUCCCCGAUGGCAGCGCCGGGUCCUGGGGGGCCGGGACCCCUGGGAUUCCCCCCCCAUCCUGUGCCAAAUCGUCCGCCAAGCCGUGUGGUGCUGAUCCACGGGUGAUGGUGAUGCUGAGCCUCUCACUGCCGCGCCGGCGGGAUUUGUCCUUAUGGCUUUUUAGAAACCUGCUUCUCGCCCCACAGGGGAUCCAGGUGUUGGGGAAGGGGGUGGCACUGUGGGGGAGGCAGGGGACUGAAGGAUGGAGGAACUGUAAGGGGUUUGUUGUCGCUUCAGGGGUCACUGUGGGCCCCCCUUUUUCUCGCUGGGUCUGUGCUCAGGCUGCCGGGUGUCCCCAGGUGUCCCCCUGUGCUGUCCCCAUCCCGCCCCACCUGUGGGGAGACGGCAGAUGCUGAGAUCUGUCCCCGCGUGGA